This is a messenger RNA of Elaeis guineensis (African oil palm), 597 nucleotides long. The record is from RefSeq and is a predicted model, not a curated record. Lineage: Eukaryota; Viridiplantae; Streptophyta; Magnoliopsida; Arecales; Arecaceae.
AUGUGGGUUCUCCACGUAGAUGGUUCCUCAAAAACUAUAGGUUCAAGAGCAAGAUUGAUCUUAACAAGCUCAGAUGGAAUGGUCGCAGAGUAUACCUUGCGCUUUGAUUUCUCUACUUCCAACAAUAAAGCCGAGUAUGAGGCACUUGUGAUCAGAUUAAGAAUGAUGGAGGAUCUGGAGGUUCGGCACCUCAAGAUUCAUAGUGAUUCACAGCUCAUCGUCGGCCAAGUUCAGAGAGAAUAUGAAGCUCAGGAGCCAAACAUGAUAAAGUAUCUACAAAAGGUCAAAGAUCUUGCUUCUAACUUUGUCACCAUGAGUGUCCAACAAAUACCGAGGGUGGAGAAUUGCCUCCAUCCCUCAAAAGCCGAGCAUGCCUUACGAGAAGUCCACGAGGAGAUCUACGGCAAUCACUUGGGGGGCAAGGUCCUUGCUCAUGAGGUGCUGCGACAAGGGUACUUUUGGCUGAUCAUGCAAAGGGAUGCUGCUGACUUGGCUAUUAUCACUGACAAUAGACGUCAGUUCGACAAUCCAAAGUUCAUAGAGUUCUGCAAUGGACUGGAUAUCUCCCACAAGCUGACCUCAAUAGCUCAUCCUUAG